CAAAGCAAUGCUUAAAUCUAGCGUGAGUGUUUGCUUCGUUGAAUCGUCACCGAGUCGUAGUUGCAUUUGCAGGAUCGAAUCAGAUUUCAAAUGAUUCACUUUGUGCUGCUUGUUAGUCGUCAAGGGAAGGUGCGACUGACAAAAUGGUACUCACCUUAUUCUCAGAAAGAAAGAAGUAAGGUAAUCCGUGAGCUUAGUGGAAUGAUUCUUUCUCGUGCUCCCAAGCUGUGCAAUUUUGUAGAAUGGAGAGGAUAUAAAGUUGUUUAUAAAAGAUAUGCUAGUCUCUUUUUCUGCAUGUGUAUAGAUCAAGAUGACAAUGAACUAGAAAUCCUCGAAAUAAUUCAUUAUUUUGUGGAGAUUCUUGAUCGACAUUUUGGCAGUGUCUGUGAACUGGACUUAAUAUUCAACUUUCACAAGGCCUACUAUAUACUAGAUGAAAUUCUGAUUGCUGGUGAGCUUCAAGAGUCGAGCAAGAAAACAGUUGCUCGACUGAUAGCUGCACAGGAUUCAUUGGUGGAGACUGCAAAGGAGGAAGCCAGUUCGAUAAGUAAUAUAAUUGCACAAGUCACAAACUAAGGAGAACAAAUGUUACAGUUUCCUGAAAAUAUAUUAUCUCUAUGUCCCAUUUUUAUGGUUAUUAAGUUGAAAUUUGGAUAUCUUUAUCUUUUGUUUUUUGGUCAAGGG
This is a messenger RNA of Abrus precatorius (Indian licorice), 684 nucleotides long. Its product is annotated as AP-1 complex subunit sigma-2-like. The transcript has 7 exons. The record is from RefSeq and is a predicted model, not a curated record. Gene Ontology annotation, biological process: protein transport; vesicle-mediated transport. Lineage: Eukaryota; Viridiplantae; Streptophyta; Magnoliopsida; Fabales; Fabaceae. The coding region runs from base 91 to 576 and encodes 161 amino acids. Gene Ontology annotation, cellular component: intracellular membrane-bounded organelle; AP-1 adaptor complex. Gene Ontology annotation, molecular function: clathrin-cargo adaptor activity.